Molecule: messenger RNA, 2803 nt
Organism: Schizosaccharomyces japonicus yFS275
Lineage: Eukaryota; Fungi; Ascomycota; Schizosaccharomycetes; Schizosaccharomycetales; Schizosaccharomycetaceae
Product: tip elongation aberrant protein Tea4
Exons: 2
Coding region: 354-2567 (737 amino acids)
Source: RefSeq, a predicted model, not a curated record
CGGGAAGGCACUUCUCCUUCGCCUAUACCGGAUUAAGUGGAUUAAGGAGCAUUGAAUUGACUGCUUGAAUUAGUGGAAUUGACACUUAACGGUGCAGCCAAUGCGUUUGAACAAGUAAACCUUAAGACUAAGUGGAUUUCGGUUAUCGCACUAGUAGUGGCUUACGCCUUUUCUAAAAUUUCGGCAUUAUUUCAUUCUAGGUUUUAUGUGUCCUACUGCGGAAAUCCAGCUUUUGUAUCUCUUUUGACUAUAUAGGUACUGAGCUAUUUUGGACUUAAUUUGGGUACUCUUAACACAAAUAAGCUUUUUCCUGUGUGAUUCGCGUUUACGGCUAACUUGCCAUUGCAUAAAAAAUGACCGAUAACAUUGCCAAUGAAGACCGGCGUUCUUCUGAAGAUGGUGAUGACAGGUUUUCGGACGCUUCGUAUUCUGACGACGAUGAUGAUAGCUACGUUGAUGAGGACGACGCCAUCGCUAUGUUUGAAGCAGAGCUGAGUUCUUCUCCAUCAAUUCAUGAAGAUGUGAUUGACUUUAACUAUGUUUACGCUAUACGAAGUUUUGAAGCUACUGUCGAAGGUCAAGUGAAUGCGAUCAAGGGCGAUGUAAUGGUUCUUCUUGAUGAUUCUAAUAGCUACUGGUGGCUUGUCAAGCUUAUUAAAGAUGAAUCCAUUGGUUACCUUCCCGCAGAGUAUGUUGAAACUCCUACGGAAAGACUUGCUCGGUUGAAUAAGUACAAAAAUACAGAACUGUUAGGGCCCGCGAAUAACGAGUUCGACACAGUGGUAGACAUACGAAAACGAGAACCACGCAGCAGCAAUCGUCACGUUGCAUUCUCGUGCCCUAGUAUUAAUAGCCGCGACAGUAGUCCCAGCUGGAAUGGUGACGACGAAAGUACUUCUAAACUUUCAGAUGGCGAAGAUGCUUACGAGCAAUUGGUGAAUCGUACGGUUGCUGAAAACGGAAUUUUGAUUGAGUUCUCAUAUAAGCAUUCUUCAGAUUCAGACGUGGAACGCGUGGCAGAAGAGGAGAAUACUAUUGAGGUGGAAGAAGCCCUUGCUGAACCUACUUCAGUCGUGAUUGAAGAAGGGAGCACCAACGAAACUGCUUCAUUUACCAAGUCUCUUGAAAACAGCAAAGAUGAAACUGACGAUGGUAAAGUACUCGAAAAAGACACAAACAUAUCUGACUCGCCGGACACUGUCUCUUCACGGGCAGAUGAAUUGCUUAUAGAUGAACGGCUAUCCUCCACGUCUUCCUCGACUCGUUCGGACGCUAGUGAUAGUAGUGAGGAGGUAGCAGAUAAUGUCGACGGUGACGCCGAAUGCAAUGCUACUCGUCCGCUCUAUGAGUCCUUUGAAGAAACUGACGAUAGCCUGCUCACGGCCAAAGAAGAUUCUCAACUUGAAGUUGAGAAUGAUACAAAAGGUGAUGCGGACUUUGCAGAUGCGAAAUCGGAAGAUGAGGCAACUACAAACGAAUAUUAUUCUGUACUUGAUACGGCUUCUGAAGACGAAUCAUCCACUAACGGACCGACUAUGCAUGAAUUACACGUUAUGCGUAAUCGAUUGGAACCUAUGCCUAGUGUUUCGUUGAAAACAAUGCAAAACGCAUCGUUUUCUUCGCUUCCUCUUGAAGGUCAAAUUCAUCAAGGAAUAUCGCUUGGUCAUUCAGCCGAUGAUGUUACGGUCAUGGAAACGGUUCGACCAAAAGCACCAUCUCCCUCUCCAUCCUCGCGACUAUCUCUUCGGACUCCGAGCCCUCAAAUCUUAUCCCGUCAACGUUCUCAUUCCCUUACCCGACAAUCGCUCAAUGGUAGUAGGUUAUCUCAGAUCACAGAUGACACCUUAGAAGCAACUGUUCCUCAGCAAGAGGAAGUUGUUUCAUCACCUGUACUCGCUGAGCAUGAUAUACCAAAUGAGCAUGACUAUCGUUUCUCUAAAGACGAAUCGACAAUUGAUAAUUACUUAUCCAGUCGCGAGUCUUUAGUUUCUUCCCCGUUGAGUCCUGAUGAACUGGAGCGGUACAAAACCCCUUUAGAUACUGAACCUGGCAAACGUAAUGUCAGUGAUCGUUUUGAGUUUGAUAAUAUAGCUGGCUCGACUCUAAGUAGGAGAUCCCAGAUUACCUCCGAAGUUAUUUCUGAAAAAGCAUUUAUUGCUGCUAUUCGACCGAGUUACAAUGUGAAUCCUUGGCCCGAGUUGGCAUCAACGCCUUCUGAAAGCACUAAACCCGUUCAAAUGAAUCAUACUUCAUCUGAGCCGUUUGAUGAUUCGUUAUCGACUUGUGCUAGUGAUCGGAACGCUAGUAAGGAUUCACUAACCUUAAUGGCUUCUGUUGCCGAUCUUGCAAAAGAAAAAUCCGCUUUCAGCAACCUGAGGAAUUUUAUUGCUGAUCCAACUUCUUUAGGUGAAUUGUACUGGACUGUGAAAUACGCAGGGAUCCGUGCUGUCCCACAGUCCGUUCAACCUGUUGAGCCUAAGCGCCUCAUGACUGAUCUAGAAAACAUGUACUCGGAGAUUCUUCAGAAUCUCUCGGCCGAACUUGGAACUGCUGUGAAAUCUUUAUGACUAAAAACAAUCGGUUCUGAAACUCAACAUAUUUUUGCCCCUAUUUAUGUUUCCACAUAAAGAAACUAUUUUGACUAUACAUACUUGGAGAGAAAAGGUCUUGUCUGUAAUAAUACAUCUCUUCCAUAUUUUUAGCUACUACAUAGUUUCAAUACACACUCAUUUUCGCUCUUUUUCUCUACCAAUUGGUUGCAAUAUUUCUGUUUGGAAUACCCAUAUGUUUCUGCAGACCGUAA